GGGGGGUGGUUAUCGAGGAGGGUGGCGGUACCGGGCGCCAGUCGCUACGCGGACUUCGUUCUGAAUUUCCCGACCCGACGCGCACCCGACGUCGUCGCGACGCCCGUUUACCGAUACCGCGAUCUCAUCCCCCGCACGUCCUUGCGACGAAAUACAUAAAUCCACCCCGUACGCUACGUGUGGAGGAGAAGGGAAGGAAAAAAAACAAAAAAAAAAAAAAAAUUUAUUCAAAAUAAAAGAACAAAUACAGCCGACUUUCCACCCCCUCGUCGCCUUAAUUUUCCACGAAAACCGGACGUCCGUAUCCUUGUCGUCUAAGCGGUGGAUUACGGUUUCGCUUUUUCUUUUUUUUUUUUUCUAUGGCUUCCCACUCCUGGAGCAUGAGAUACGUGGGUGAAUAUUACAUGAAAAGGGUGACCGAUAAAUAUUGUGAUGUCUACUCUACGCUUCGUUUCGUCAGAGGAAAUGUUUGAGAAAUUGUUCGACAUUAAAAUGGAAAAGUUUUUUCAAACUUCUUCACGCGUUGCAGUGUAAAUAUCGAUGGGGGUGCAGGUGCAGGGAUUCAUGAUCGAUAUGAAUCUACGUAACCUACCUAUGGAGUUAAAUUUACAGUGAAAGUUUCCAGUGCGUAAGGUACACAUGUACGUACGUACGUGUACGAUCUAGUUUUCGAUAAGUUUUCAAAUGCCCACGAUGCUAAAAAUUAGUGGACUAUUAAUAAUCGUAUAGAAUCGUAAUUUUCUUCUUCUUUUUAUACCAAAUAAUAUAAACUCGAGCGAAACCGAAAGCUUUCAAAAAUGGAAACCCACGAUGUACGCGGUGUAUAAAAAAAAAAGUGUUGCAAGUACAUUGCUACGCAAGUGUUGACUUCGCAAAAAAAAAAAAAAAAAGAAGAAAUCGUUCAAUAUUUAAAAUCGUAUGAAAAGUUUGCUACGACCGAUUGGUCGAAAUAAGGAGGAAAAAGAAAGACUGCCCGUAACCAUGUUGAGUGACGACGAGUGUUGAGACAGUUUUCACUGUGUUUGGAAAAUACUUAAACGUACACGCACACACCUGUACACGCACACGGCAAACGUGAACGGGUGAAGAAUUUUACCAUGUAUAUCUAACGACACUAUGUACCGAUCCAUGAGGAUUUGUUCGUUGGAGAUAAAAGUGAAAUAAGGGUGGAAAAAAAAAAAAAAUUCUUCGAUUACCGCAACGAUCCAUCAAUUUAUCGAUCUUCGAUGUCGCCGAUGUUCCCGCUCAACCUUCUUCUCGUCGUCUGAUGGCGCGUCAAACUGUCCGGCAAUGCGACGGAAAUCGGGUGAUACGGUAUUACAAAAGUUGUGAAGAAGAAAUAAAAAAGAGAGUCGAAUGAAGAUAUCCUAGUAGACGAGAACUUGGACAUUUGCGUUAUUUAUUUUGAUUGAAUAUCGUUUUUUCUUUUCCUUUUUAUUUCUAUUUUAUUUCGCGCUUCUUCAAAGAAGAAUAAGGAAGAGAGAAAAAGAGAAAAAGAAGCGAUCGAUGAGACAAGGUAAUGAUGACGGUGAUCAGCGCGAAGGGUGUAACUACUAGUCAGUGGUUAUUGGUUUGGUGGUGGAGAGGAAUGCUUUUGGGAUCGGUUUUAACGUUGACAACCAUGGCGGAGGAUUGCCCGUCGGUGUGCGCCUGCAAGUGGAAAAGCGGCAAGGAAUGGGUCGAAUGUGCUAAACGGGGAUUGAUAGGGCUACCGCAAGGUGCCGGUGAGGGAACUCAAGUAUUGGAUUUAGCCGAUAAUCACCUAGUCAGUUUAACGCCGCAGUGUUUUCACGCCCUCGGAUUGAUCAAUCUCCAAAGGUUGUACCUGUCGAGAUCGAAGAUCGAACGUAUAGCCGAGACGGCAUUCUUCGGACUGACUGGAUUGGUCGAACUUGACAUUUCGGGGAAUUUGAUAACCCAAGUACCAUCCGACACAUUUCCAUCGUAUCCGGGACUCAUGAGACUCAUAUUGAACGGCAAUCCCAUACGAGAGGUGAGAAGAGAGGCUUUCCACCCCUUGGUGCAUCUCACGGUCCUCGAGAUGACGGAGUGCAAACUCGAAACAAUCGAACAGAGCGCUUUCUUCGGACUCGAUGCCCUCGAAUGGCUGAGACUCGACGGAAACCGACUCACCUACGUCCCCGACAUGACGCUUCCGCUAGGUGGUAAUCUCCACGGACUGACGUUGCACAAUAAUCCCUGGCUGUGCGAUUGCAAACUCAGACCGAUGCAGUCGUGGCUGUUGGAAUCGGCGCCGGCGGCGCCUCAGGAAUCCGAACCGACCUGCGAGUCUCCGCCUCGUCUUCACGCGAGACAAAUAAAAAUGGUUAAACUGAACGACCUCGCGUGUAUGCCGCGGGUCACGGUCAAGGAACAAGUCGACGUAUUCGAAGGAGCCAAUCUUACGCUGAGAUGCGACGUGCACGCCGUACCUUCCGCUAAGGUCACUUGGUGGUUCAACGGAGAACCCUACGAACCGCAGAACGAAAAUGACACUUACGCCUCUUCGGCGCCCGCUCUUAUAAGGUACUAUUACCGCGAGCGCGGUCACACGAACAAGAGCAACACUCUCCAUCUCCAAGGUGUGGAAUUAACGGACGAAGGAACGUUCACCUGCGUCGCCGCGAACAGCGCCGGUUCAGCCGUAGCAAAUCUCUCUUUGAGGGUCUUAAUUCGCGACAAAGGCACCAUAGAACCACCGUUUGAUCAACCCUCAACGGGAUACGUCGCGGCGGUGGCGGCGGGUGCUUUAAUCGGAACGCUUCUAGCCCUGGGAUGUGUAAUCGGUUGUGUUUUAUUCUGUACAAAAAGACGCCAAGACCGUAAGAGAAAUGCCAAGUCCCUGGUGGCCCAGGGAAAAAGUAUAACCCCGGUGGCUAAGGACAACGCGACGUUACCGCGCAUAAAAGGUAACGCCGGCGAUCUGAGCUUCGAGAGACAACAGCAAGUUCUCUACAACGAACGGGAUAUGGUGAGAAAUUCGACGUUGGAAAGAAGGGAGCCGGUGGAGGGUGCUUACAGAAACGCCGGCACCAAGUACCUGACCGAACCCGACCUGAUCAACGAAGUGCCGGAGUCCACGGACAGCUACAACAUUUAUCAACAACAACAACAGCAGCAGCAACAACAACAACAACAACAACAAAGAAACGAUCAUCGCCAGAUGCUGGCUGAUUACGAUCCCAGAUACUGUAUGCAGCUCGACUUACCACCUGACAUACCGCAGAUGAGUUACGUCGACAAGGACGGUUACCCCAUUGAUUUUGGUCUGCCGAAAAUUUCAUUCGCCAGCACCCUGCCCCGAAGAUUACGACCGCUGGAAGCAGGCUCGGCCGCCGCCCCUCUAGCGAGAUACUCGAGAGAAGCCGAAUUUCUCGCCAGAUCGACGCCGUACGACGUUGUUGUCCCGAGGAGCGAUACGCGUUACACAGCCGAAGGAUAUCCGUAUCCCGCCCACCAUACCCUGCAACAUCAGGCAAUAAAGCAACAGACUAUCCAACAACAAAAUAUCCAACAACAACAACAACAACAACAACAGCAACAGCAACAACUGCAAAUUCCAACGUCGCCGACAUCACCGGCGGUCUUGCCAGACGUUCCUUUCAUACCGUCACCACCAGCUGCCUACAGGGGUGAGCCAACGCCUUUAUCGCCAAGGUCAUUGCUCAGCAAAACCGCGAGGGAGGCGGCGGCAGCGGUCGCCGCAAGAGCAGAAGGUGCUCAUCAACCCCCGGAACAUUCCGAAAGUCCUGACGAAGGAUACGUCGGUGAAACAAUGGACGUUUGAAACGAGGCGAAGAAAAAGAGAAGAUAAUCGGUAUGAAAGUGGACCUAAUAUAUAAUUAUUGUUCCGAGGACGCCAAUAUGUAGGAAACAAUUGACUCGGUAACGAGUGAAGUAAAAAUUUAAUAAUAAAAACAACUAUCUGAUGCAAUAAAAUUGUGUUAACAAAUGGCGAAAGUUCCAGGGAGUUCCAGGAUAUAAGCAAACUUUAUAGUUUAUAGUAAUUCGUGAACGAAUCAUCAUAAAUGACCGUAUUCAACGUAAUAAGAGUCAUGUUAUAAUAAUAUAUUACGUAAUACACAACCGUAUUAUGUAUAAAAGUAAUAUAUAAAAAGUGUUUUGCAAAAAUUUCUAUUUGAAACAUGAAUGCGCACCGUACAUUGAAUUAUAGUGUAAAUAAAAUAAGAUAAAUUUUAUGUCGGUUAAAAGUAAGAAAUUAAUAAUAAAAAAAAAAAAACAACAAAAAACAACCCCUUAAUUGAAUUGUGUAAAUUGAAUAUCAAAUGAAACUGAUGAAAUGUGAUAAGUACAUAGCAUAUGCACACAUAUACUAUUACAAAUUACACGGAUGUUCAGUGCUCAAUGAUAAUGGUCUAAAUAAAAGAAAAAUUAACAAAAAAAAAAAGAAAAAACAAUAAUGAAAAUUUUACAUAUGGAUGGUGUAACUAAUUAGGUGAUACGUACUUUUAAUGAACAAAAAUUAAGGAAAGAAGCAAAUAAAAAAGAGAGAAGGAGAGAAGGGGAGGAAAAAAACCACCUUACAUGCUCAAGACAUUCAGUAAUAAAAAAAUAUAUAGGUUUACGUACGUUGUAUAAGUAUCGUAAUUAAGAAAUAAUGUAAAAUAAAAUAAAUUGUUAUUGCUCAUAAAUAUCAAGGAACAAUAAUCACACCGACAACAAUAAUAACGUGUAUUAGAAGAAACAAAAACAAAAAAAAAAAAUAAAAAUAAAGAGAAGCAGAGAUAAAAUAUUUAUGCUGCAACGAUAAUAAGAUCGUCGAUAAUAAAUUUCGCGGCCAAAGUACGGCACUAAAAUUGGGUUUAAUAUUACAUUAUUUAUGUAGUAUAUAAGGUCAUAAUGAACUACGUGUUACGAUGAUAAAAUACAUACCUCCAAAGUGGCAAUUUGUACGGUCUAUAUAUAAAGAUAUUGUAAAACGAAGAACUACCGAAAAAUGAAACAGACAAAGGAUAAUGGCCUCCAUUUUUAGAAUGAAUAAUACCCGUCAAAAAAAAAAAACAAUAAUCAGAAUCACCCCGUGCGUAUGUAAAAAACGACUCAAAAAUCGAUAAAAACAAUAAUGCAAAAACUAUAACGACACUAAUAGAAGAAAAUGUAAGAAAAAUAAUAAUAAUUGUAAGACUAACGAUAAUCGUGAUAAUAAUAAUAAUAAUAAUAACAAUAUGACUAAUAACAACAACAACAUUGUUUGCAUUAAUUUGUGAAAAACGAAGCGGAAGCUCAAAAAAAAAGAAAAUAGUGAAGAGUGAACAUUUCACGUAGCGAGAAGGGAAAACGUAGCAGAGAGAUACGUUGCACGAAUAAAAGGAGAGAGAGAAGAGAAUAUUAUUAGGUAUGAUACACGAUUUAGAUGACCCAACUAUAUGAAAUGCAUAUAUACAUAUAUAUAUAUAUAUAUAUUCUCUAAAUAGUACGUAUAUGAUAUCCAAAGAAAGUGUUUUUUUACCCUCUUAUUAAAUUAUAUACCAGCCUAGUGAAUUGUGAAAAGAUAUGAAGAAACGGAGACAAGGAUAUGAAAAUGUAGAAACAAACGAUUAAAUAGAUCAAUAUAUAAAUAAAAAUAAUCAAUUAAUAAUAAAUCAGUAAAAUGAAUUAAUAAAAAAUUAAGACACGUGUUAUACAUACAGAUUGUAAUACAUAAACCCUAUAAACUUCACCCGAUAUUAUGGUACCGUGCAGAUUUUCAGGCGAAAAGACUAAAAAAAAGAAAAGAAUUCUCAAAUCGAAGACAAAACUUCACGAAACGUACGUACAUACAUAUAAUAUUUACACGUAGUACAUACACGGACGAUCUCAAUAUGGGCGAUCUCAAACACGUAGAAGAUUAUAAUCGUUGUUAUUAUUAUUAUUAUUAUUAUUAUUAUUAUUAUCAAUAUUAUCAUCGUUAUUAUUAAUUCUAUUGUUAUCAUCAUCAUUAUUGUUAGUCGGAGAAACAAACCAGAACAAAAUUAUUAUGUGUAGGCAUAAAUAAUAUAAUUGAUUCAUUAUGAGUGAUUAUUAUAUUAAACAUAUGUAAGACAAAAAUUUGACCGUGUUUCACAGGGUAUAGGCAACGUUCGCGUGCAGAUAAGAAAAUAUCGAUGAAUAUAGAAUAUUUGAUUAAUAAUGCGUUUAGGUGUGUGUAAAUUAGACAUCGAGGAUAAGAGAUUAGAGAAAGAGAAAAAUAAUAAUGAAUAAUAUUAACCUUAAGAGUAAAGAGAAAGAAAAGAAAUUAUUACAAUUGAGAUGCAACAAUGAAAGACCCAUGUUUUCCUGACUUCCUUGGCUCCCUUCACCCUCCGAACCCUUCAUCGUGCACCCUGUAUGAUAAACGUAUUCGCGACUCGAUUGAAAUGAAUUUAACGUUGUAAUAACUCUGGAUAUACACGAUAAGCACAUAGUCGUAAGUCUAGGUAGAUAUAUAAAUGUAUAUUAUAGUGAAUCUGUAUGCGGAGUGCAGAUCGUGACGAGAUACACCUAUUUGUAAUUUUUAAUCAUAUACCGAUGUGUAAUUACAUGAAUAGCAAAUAAUAUUAUCGAAUAAUUGAUAAUGAUAAUGAUAACGAUAAUAGUAAUAAUAGUAAUAAUAACAAUAAUAAUGACAUUAAUAUUAAUAAUCAUGAUAGCAUUAAUAACAAUAAUAAUAACAAUAACAAUAAGUAUACAAGAAUAUUCUUUUUUUAAGGAAUGUAGAUAAUAUGUAAUAAAAGGUAUGUAAGUAAAAAUUAACAAAUUAAAUUAAUAUUCUAUUGUAUCACGCGAGAAGUAAGAUGAAAUACAUUGUUAGAAGAUAUGAAAAUCA
Messenger RNA from Athalia rosae (coleseed sawfly), 6805 nucleotides. Its product is annotated as leucine-rich repeat-containing protein 24. The transcript is spliced from 3 exons. Bases 1520 to 3787 code for a protein of 755 amino acids. NCBI's taxonomy places the organism in Eukaryota, Metazoa, Arthropoda, Insecta, Hymenoptera, Athaliidae. Gene Ontology annotation, molecular function: protein binding. The record is from RefSeq and is a predicted model, not a curated record.